This is a messenger RNA of Cyclocybe aegerita, 1503 nucleotides long. The record is from the annotation of a GenBank genome assembly. Lineage: Eukaryota; Fungi; Basidiomycota; Agaricomycetes; Agaricales; Hemipholiotaceae.
AUGCGUUUGUCUCCUCGCGACCCAGGUUUUCCUCAUUCCGCAAUCCUUCACGCAAUUUGUGCAUCUGCCUCUCGCUGGUCUCCUCAAAACAUUGUCACGCUCCCCGACGGAACGCGACGUGAUCAAUUCGCUGAAUUUCAUGCUAGCAAGACGCGGCAAUACAUUGAUAGAACGAUGGCAAGCGGUGAAGACAUAUUCUCAGUGAUGCAAGCUUGCAUCCUUCUCUCUUGGUAUUUUUAUCAAGAAGGACGCUGGGUGGAGGUUUGGAUAUUUGCCGCAUUUCAAACACGAGUUGCUAUUCCCCUGCGCUUGAAUUACCCCGGCACUUUUUCUACUCACGGAAAUAACUCGCCCGGCGCGUACUUGGCUCCUCCCAAAGAUCUCCGCGAUCUUGAAUCGAGGAGACGAACUUGGUGGAUGACGAUUAUGUUCGAUCGCAUUGCCUCUGUCGGUGGUUGGAUUCACGCAGUCGACGAGCGCGAUCUGGGUACUGAGCUUCCUUUGCGAAACGAAGAUUUUGAAGCAGAGGCUCCCGUGCCUAGCAACCCGCAGGACCUAUCUUCCCCUGAUGUUUUCACUCGUCACCCUCCCCAGUAUACAGAUUCUUUCUUACUCCUCAUCAAAGCGGUGAUGCUGUUCGGGAGAGUCACUGACUUCAAUGUGCGAGGCAACCUCAGGGCACCGACUGCACCCAGCAAAAACCAGAAUCCAUUCUUUCUACCUGGCUUCGAACCACUCGACAAGCUAGUUGCCCAGGAGUUUUUGGAAAGCCUUCCCCAGAUUUUCAAGAAUAAUACCGGAGUUAUCGAUGCUGCUGAUGGUACGGCACUGGACACUGACAUGUACAUGGUUCAUAUUGUCCCACAUGCGGCGACUAUUACUUUACACAACCCUUACAUCGAUUUCACAGAUCCACAGAACGUAUCUACUGCCCGAUGUGUCCAUUCUGCCAGAUCUAUUCUUUCUGCGUAUUACGCGUUGUCGGCAACUUCUCUAGACAUCACUAGGCUUCAUCCCUUCGUCACAACCUAUCUUUCUUUCAAGAUUUGUUGGUAUCUUGCAGCUGUGGUCCAAGUCCAACUCUGCAAGUACUUCAUAGAAAUCAAUGACUCCGAUCGGGAAUCGACCGUCUGGGGGGAAAUUAACGUCCUGCGCUUCGCAAUGAUGGAGUAUGGACAGCGCUCUCCCAUCGGAACCCGGCAGGAGAGAUUGUUGCAAGGUCUUAUGAGGGAGAUCGUUCGAAUGACAGCGCAGAAGCAGCCGUUGGAAGUCGGCGUACCUCUUUAUCCCUUCUCCCACUCGAGCCUUUUCAGGAAAGAUGAAAUCCCUCGUGUUCCUGCCGAGGAUGGCGCAGCACUUCUGCCUAUCAGUCCUUCCUUUGAGGACCAAUCCGUGCCCAACCGGUCGUCGAAUAACUCAGUCUCUCCAAGCGGAAUGCCUGGAGUUGGUUGGCCAAGGCGUGACAUUUCUGGUUCUCCUGCAAAUACCAAUUUUGCUAUGUGA